AAGUUAAAACUUCAAAUUCAAAACAAACGAUUUCUAUGUAUUGUAAGUAAUAUGUAAAUGUGAAUUAUUAUAUCGUUGGUUUACUGUUAUUUUAUUUAUGUAAACAAUCGUUUAUCUGAUUAUUGAUUCAAUAAAAUUAAACCAAAUCAGUCCUCACGAUGUCAAUAAAGUCAGCUGAUGCACUAACAAAUAAGUUGCAGCAAGAUCUGCUGAAUGAGUUGGUAACAACAAAUCAUCUUCUGCAAUUAAUCUCGCAAGAAUUACAAGAGAUCAAACAAUUAACAAGACCUGGUGGAGAACUAGAAUUAAAUGUCGCCAAAAACACCACCCUAACAAAACUACUGGCCGAUAUGCAUCAUAUUGAUUUAGACAAACUACCACCAGUUGCCCGAAUGCAAAUAGACUUGAACCAUCCAUCAAAUCAGAACCAGUCUUACGAGGAACAUGACACAUUUAGGAAUAACUCCACUAUGGAAGAAGAUAAAUAAAGACAACUCUUUGAAAAUAACUAAGCAUAAUUAUAGGAUAAGCAACAAAUAAAUGACCCAAUAAUA
This is a messenger RNA of Cydia pomonella (codling moth), 554 nucleotides long. RefSeq lists its product as uncharacterized. The record is from RefSeq and is a predicted model, not a curated record. Lineage: Eukaryota; Metazoa; Arthropoda; Insecta; Lepidoptera; Tortricidae. The transcript is spliced from 3 exons. The coding region runs from base 159 to 488 and encodes 109 amino acids.